This is a messenger RNA of Folsomia candida, 1784 nucleotides long. RefSeq names its product brahma-associated protein of 60 kDa (gene Bap60). Gene Ontology annotation, biological process: regulation of transcription by RNA polymerase II. Lineage: Eukaryota; Metazoa; Arthropoda; Collembola; Entomobryomorpha; Isotomidae. Gene Ontology annotation, cellular component: nucleus; SWI/SNF complex. The transcript is spliced from 8 exons. The coding region runs from base 128 to 1648 and encodes 506 amino acids. The record is from RefSeq and is a predicted model, not a curated record.
CGAGUGGUGGGAAGCUUCAAAAUUCGCGUCCAUCCAUCCUGUCACUAAAAAUUUUUAUCAACAGGACAAAAUUUUUAAUUUAAAAAUUUAAAAAAAUAAAAUAACACUUUAAUUUAAUUACAAAUUAAUGGCACAACGUUUUCCGAGCAGUGGCGGUGUCGCCAUUCAAGGCGGACCGCCGGUCCAACAAGCAGGAAUUGGACCGCAACAAGGACCCCGAUUUCCGGGCGGGUCGCCGAAUCCACAAAUGCGACCUUAUCCACCUCAACCGGGUUAUGGGCCCGGCCCAGGAGGUUAUCAGCAAGGUCCUCCUCGUCAAAUGAUGAUGCCUCCCCGACCUCCAGGUCAACCACCGGGGGGAUUUGGAGGUUCAGGCGGAGGAGGAAUGCAACAACGUCCCAUGACACCACAGUCAGGCCCCAAACGGCCACCCGUCGACCCUCGAGCAGUCCAGCAGAAACAGGAACCACCUCCAAAAAAGAAGAAGAAACAAGCUGACAAAGUCCUUCCUCAGAAGGUUCGCGAUUUGGUUCCCGAGUCUCAAGCUUACAUGGAUCUGCUCGCCUUUGAGCGCAAGUUGGACGCCACCAUUAUGCGGAAGCGACUCGAUAUUCAGGAAGCGCUCAAACGACCGAUGAAAUUGAAGCGCAAGUUGAGAAUUUUCAUCUCCAAUACGUUCUAUCCUCCGAAAGAGCCCACCGAGACGGAGGAGGGGGCGACAUCCUCGUGGGAGUUGAGGGUUGAAGGACGACUCCUCGAAGAUAACAAGUCCGACCCGAAUAAGAUCAAACGGAAGUUUUCAUCCUUCUUUAAAUCUCUGGUGAUUGAGCUGGACAAGGAUUUGUACGGACCGGACAACCAUUUGGUAGAGUGGCACAGAACACCGACGACCCAGGAAACUGAUGGAUUUCAGGUCAAGCGACCUGGCGAUAAGAAUGUUCGCUGCACAAUCCUCCUCCUCCUGGAUUACCAACCCCUUCAGUUCAAGCUUGACCCUCGUUUGGCCCGGCUCCUCGGAGUCCAUACACAAACUCGCCCCGUCAUCAUUGCUGCUUUAUGGCAGUACAUAAAGACCCAUCGGUUGCAGGACGCACAUGAACGAGAAUUCAUAAACUGCGACAAAUAUCUCGAGCAAAUAUUUGGCAUUCAGAGGAUGAAGUUUGCCGAAAUUCCGCAAAGGUUGAACCCACUCCUCCAUCCACCAGACCCGAUCGUUAUCAACCAUAUUAUCAGUGUGGAAGGCACCGAACAAAAGAAGACGGCCUGCUACGAUAUCGAGGUUGAAGUCGACGACACGUUGAAAACCCAGAUGAAUAAUUUUCUCUUAUCGACCGGAAGUCAACAGGAAAUUCAGAGCCUCGACUCUAAGAUUCAUGAAACUGUCGAGACCAUCAACCAAUUGAAGACGAACCGAGAAUUCUUUCUCAGUUUUGCGUUCGAUCCACAGCAAUUUAUCACGCGUUGGUUGGCUUCACAAACGAGGGAUUUGAAGACGAUGACAGAUGUUGUCGGAAAUCCGGAGGAAGAACGACGCGCCGAAUUUUACAACCAACCCUGGAUCUCGGAAGCAAUUUGUCGCUACUUCUAUUCAAAAUUACAGCAAAAGAGGGCCGAGUUAGAGCAAGCCUUGGGAAUUAGAAGUUCAUAACUUUUCUACAUUUUUUUAAUCCCAACCAAAAAAAACUUAUUCUUUUGUAAAUAUGUUUCGGUGUUAUUACAUACAAGCUAAAUGAUCAUAAGAAAUAAAUAUUGGUCUAAAUAAAUAUGAAUUUCUUGGAAUUUUA